Molecule: messenger RNA, 618 nt
Organism: Porites evermanni
Lineage: Eukaryota; Metazoa; Cnidaria; Anthozoa; Scleractinia; Poritidae
Source: the annotation of a GenBank genome assembly
AUGCUUGAUUUGCAGGCAGCAUUUGUUAAAUUUUGCGUCAGAUUGCCCAAGGUGAAGUUAAUACAUCCAUUUCAGCUGAGCAGAAACUUAACUCAGACAGACAACUGCGAUAAAGACGUUAAUAGCAGGGUGCGUUCGCUGAAAAUGUUCCAUCUGGAAAUUAGCGCCCAGUCACCUGAUAAUAAUGAACCAAGGUCAGAUCUUGUGGAAGAAAAACAAACGGCGAAAAACACAGAAAAUGACAGUGAAGAUUUGCAGUUCAACUUCAAUGUUCCUAGACCGCUUGGUCAUAACAGGUCUGUGCCGUCUUUUCUGGACGAAAGGUUGCAGUAUCUACAAGUGGACGAAGGCAGACGGUCGCGAUCUCAUUCGGAGCCCCUCACACGAGAGGCGGUCAAGAUAGCCCAAGAGUUACGUAAGGUUAGCGAUUUGUUCAACACGAACUACCAAGCACUAACGCCUGUAAGGAAAGAAUUUGAAAGUAGAAGACGCGACAAGUCAAGGCGUAUAACUCUUGGAGGUUCGCAAGGUGAUUCAUUAAGACAUGAGGUAAAUCAAGCCCUGCGAGCUUCGGGCUACAGUGUGAAUCCGACACCUCCCGAGGGAACUCCCGUUUAA